GCGGCCCGAGGGACGGGGGUGUCCUCGGCGGCUGCGAGGGCGCUUCUCGCAGUCGACUGGGGCGUCGUGUGCGCUGUGGCGUCGAGCGCGCGGGGCCGCCCCGGCUCGGAGGUGGGCACGCCCCGGCCGGCUCCGUCACAGGACGUAAGGGGCGGGCGCUCCCCCCGAGGCGAGCGCUGCUGGCGGAAGGAUGUGCUCCUAGCACCCUCGCGGCGUGGCUGGAGUGAAGUGCGAACUUCGGAGGCGCUCGAGUGUUGGAACCGCGGCUAGCGGAGGCGCGGCCGGGAGGCUCACCAGCCCCUCUGUGCGGGCCCAAAGCCGUGAGAGACGUUCCCGGUGCGGGUCCGGUGCACCUGCGGGCGUCCCCGUGCGUGGGAGCUUUGCCGCGUAAAAAGGAAGAACUGAGGAGAAAACAAACUAUGAAAGUAUUGGUUAUUGGCCUUGGAGGUGUAACAAAUGGAGGGAAAACAACUCUAGCAGAAAAACUUAAGAAUAUGCUUCCCAACUGUGAUAUAAUCUCUCAAGAUGACUUCUUUAAGCCAGAGUCUGAAGUUGAAACAGAUGAACGUGGAUUUAAGCUAUAUGAUGUACUUGAUGCCCUCUAUAUGGAUGAAAUGGUGACAAGUAUUCACAAUUGGAUGAAAAGCCCAGCAAGCUCAGGUGUUGUGACAGAAGAGGCACAGAAAACAUGUGACAGUCUGAAAAAUGUUUAUAUUUUGAUCGUUGAAGGCUUUCUCCUUUACAAUUAUGAGCCACUUAAUAAACUGUGGAAUAGAAGGUAUUUUUUGACCCUUCCUUAUGAAGAGUGCAAAAGGAGAAGGAGCACCAGAGUCUAUCAGCCAGCAGAUACACCAGGGUACUUCGAUGGACACGUGUGGCCUAUGUAUUUGAAAUACAAAAAUGAAUUGGAAGAGAAUGCAAGUAUGCAAGUUGAUUAUUUGGAUGGAACAAAAUCCCAAGAGGAGCUUUUAUCCUAUGUGUAUAGUGAUAUAAUCAAGGAAUUAAACAAGCUGAGGGAAGAAAGGUACAAUUGGAAGAGAUUAGCUAAUGCAUGGAAUGGUUGUGAUGGGCUGACUUUGGCUUGACACCAAAACUGCUCUAUUAAUUUCCCCUCCUCAACAGGAGAGGGGAAAAAUGCUAUGGAUUUGCAUCUUGACUCAUGCAUCAAGAUAAAGACAGAAAGAUCACUCAGCAGUUACUCACAUACAGUCAGAACAGACAUGGUUUGGGGAAAUUAUUUUAAUUUACUGCAAAUAAAAUCAGAAAUAAUGAGAAUUAAGAAGGAAUCAUAGAACACCUUCCCCCCGCAGUCCUCCCUUCUUCCUGGGCUUGACUUCCCUCUCAAAUUCUCUACCUCCUGUCUCCCAGCAGCACAGGUGGAUAGGGAUUGUGUUGCUCCUUCCUCUUCACAGUCUUCUGCUGCUCCAGAGUGGGGUCCCUCCCACAGGGCCAGUCUUCCACCUGCUCUACGUGGUGAUUCAGAGGAGGGAAUGGAAUGAACAAUGGUAUCACCUGACUUUAUUCUCAAGCAGUCCAACAUUUGUGCUGUGGCAAGGAGCUCAGUUUUGUUAGAUCCUCCUAUAGGGAAAAAUGGUAGAUGAGCUCCAAUACAUAUCUAUGCAUUUGUAAUGCAAGUCAUUACUGGAAUAUACAUGGCACUGAACUUGAGCUUCAGCAACUUGUAAUAAGAGCUUGGGGCAUAGAUCUUUCACAGUUCUUCUGUGAUCAUGCCACAGUUUGGAGCUGCUUUUUUUAUUAUUAUUUUUUCCCUCCAAACAAAACAGGUGGUCUAACUUGGCUCCUGUGUAAGACCAGGACCCAUGUUUUCAGAGCUGGGCAGUUGUAAUUUUUGUAUUUAGAGGGAAUCCAUAGUGGAAUUAAAAGAAGGGCAACUAAAUGUCAAGGGAAUGGAGAAGCUGCUUUGCAAGGAGACCACUCCCUGUGGAGAGAAGACCAAGGGGAAAACGGGCCGCAGUUUACAACACCUUGAAAGCUGUGAGUCAAGUGGAAGCAAAACUAGUAUUCACCAUGUUUUACAAAUACUGGUCUGGGGGGCACUUCCUCAUUUGAAACAGAUUGACCAAUUUAUAUUAAGGUGAUAUUUCACAGGGAUAAAGAUGAUACUUUAUGCAGCAGAUACUGACCUUCUGAGAUGUAAUGCCAAAGGUGGCAGUACCAGCAAGUUCAGAAGGGAUCCAGAAAAUUCAUUGACAGUUCACACAUAAGAAGCAGUAAAAGAAGCAAGGAGUGCUAUAUCAUGGAUGGACUGUAGAAACUGACUAGGCUCACCUGGUUUGCCAAUAUUGUGUGCUCUUGCCAGUUGCUGCAGCAACUAAGCCACAAAAGAUAGUGAACUCUUCUGAGUCUGCUUGGUAGAUAAACUAUUUCAGGUGCCAUUAUAAAAGCUUACAGAGCUAGCCUGUAACUUGUCAUGUUGGCAGAGUGCUUUUGGUUUGAAGGUGUGUCAAAGGUUGGCACUGGCCAGAUGCUAGUGCACCUAUGAGUAUAUGUUUUUCCUAACAACUACUGUGGGAUGUGAUCAAGAACAGAGCAGAGCAGGCACAAAACUUAAAAAAAAAUAGAAAAAAACUUUAUUAAACUACAUAAGAACAGAAAUAGAAAAGAAAAAAACACACAAAAAGCAGAAAUGAAAACUUCCCAGAACAUUUCUUCUCCUCCCCCAAUUUCCACCCUUCUACGCUCAAACAAAACCCUAGGUUCUCAAUCAAAACAAUCACCUCUCAUACAAAACUAAUCUUCAAUUCAGCAAGGGAGAGAGGAGUCUCUCUCGCACCACAGACUGUCCCCCAGGAAACACAGGUCCACCCUUCUGUGUUUCCAUGGCACCACCCGGAGAAGUCUGCCAGGGUGACACCCUCCUUUCCAUGUCCAGUGCUCUCACCACUGUCCAUGGGUCAAAGCUGCAUAUAGGGCUCUUUUAAGGAUGCUUGGCCAAGUCUCAUUUUCAGGACAGCAUUCCCCCCAUCUUUCCCCUGGAGCCGAGGAUUUCAAGGACAGAGAUCUUCCCUGAGGGCAGAGGGUGCCACCACACGCUCUUCCUCUCUUUUCUGUUCGCUCCACUCUUACAGUGCCAGUCACUGUAGCAAAGUUGAGCUGACUGCAUCCACCCAAAAUACAGUCUGUGUUCAAAAGGACUCAGGUUCAGUCUAUGGCUAACAUUAUGCAAGAAAAGUCCAGCCCAAAAAGCCACUCCUCUUCAUCUCUGCCCAUCUGGGAUUCUUUUUGUCUUCCUUUGUCAUCUCAGUCCCAGGUUGUCUCUCUCUCUCUUCUCUCAAACCACCAGUCACGAGAAGCAAUGUCCGGAAAAAGUUUUCUUCUGCCUCAAAAAGAGUUAAAAGUCUCUGGCUCGGCAGUGCUGCAGGCUUGACACUCCCCACACAGCUGGGCACUUUUCCGGCCCCCGCUCCUUCUCCGCUGCCGGCUGCUGCCAAUAUCAGUUCCGAAGCGCCAAAGUGGCAAUCUCUCCCUCCCGGGGGCAGGGAGAUGGAGAACGGGGACAGAGGGCAGGUCCACAGUCUUCCACCCUUCUGUCUUGAAGAGGCUCUGCAUGGCUCUUUCCCUCCCCCACCCAGCCCCACAAGCUGGGGGGAAGGGGAGAGAUGUGUGCUCACCUUAACCGGAACCCAAUAAGAGGGCAAUCCCUCUGAAGUCCUUGCUUUUAACUCCUUGUGUUCUUAGAGGUGUGUCCAACCUCUCAGUGGCUACUCCAGGUGCCAGCGUAAAACCUGAUUUACUUUUCCCACAACUACCUGGAAAACUCACUUGCCCCUCAAACCAGGACAAGGUGGUACAGCCUUUGACAGAAAAAAAAAACCCUCUUUUUUUUUUUUUUUUUUGUUGGUUGGUUGGUUGGUUUGGGUUUUCAUGGUUUGUUGGGGUUUUUUGUUGGUUUUUUGUUUGUUUGUUUUGUUUUGGUUUUGUUGGUUUUUUUGGUUUUGUUUUUGGUUUUUGGUUUUUGGUUUUUUUUAGUUUGCUCUUGGUGAAUGCCUUUUGAUUGCCAGGGCUGUGCUAGCUGUGAAGUGGCUGGGGAGAGCUGCAUGACAGAAGUCUGUGGCUCCUUAGUGAAGGAUAGGUACCUUUCUGGAAGUGUUGUCGUCUUGGUUUGGAAAGACAGGUAUCUGUCAGGGCAAACUGGAGUUUCCCUUGGAAAGGAGAAUGUAAAAACCCCCUCCCUCCAAAUUAUUACAGUUUUGCAAUUAGGAGCUUUCAGGCAAAAAUAUGGGAAUAGGAAUAACAAUUGUUUACUAGGAAUAUUAAAAAAUGCAAAUGCAGUAAUACAAAAAACAAACAAGCAAACAAACAUCGUCUUAGAAAACCCUGAGAGAGUCAGAGACACAUCCUGACACCCUGUUGUCAGGGUGUUGGAAGCAGUCCAAAUAAGUCUUCCUGGAGUAAGAGAUAUUGUUCUGUGAAGUGGACAUCAGCCUGUAGAAAAGAAGAGUCCAGUGCUGGCGAGAUGACUCCAGUCUUCCUCCAAGAAUUGAGUAGAAAACCGGCAAAUUGGUGCUCAGGAUGGCUGGUUUUAUGCCGGUGGAAAGGCUUUGGCUCCUCCCACUGAGUGGAGCAUCUCACAAUGGAAUGAAGUAAUGUUAUCAGUCAUGUGAGAAGCCAUAAAUGGCCCAUUCACAGGUGAUGUCCCUCGGAGGACAAUGGGUGGAGGAAGAGAUAAGAAGGCACUGCCAUAUCUGGUGUUAUCAGGUGUCCCAUUAGCAGAAGGCAUCUGCCCUAUUCCCUCCCUAGAAUUACAAGAGAUAAAGAACAGUGUCUCCCAACUGGUUUCAACAGAUGAAAAUAGAAUACACAUUUUUGGUUACAUUUUCCAACCCAAGACAGUUGUCAUCUGCUGGCAGCAAUUUCAGGCUGUCACAGCUGUAAAAAAGCUUUCCUAAGUGUCUUGUAUAUAUUUAGAAAUGUGGAGCAAUAAAAGUGGUGAUUGUUCUAUAAAAAGCUAAUGGCUUUUAUGUAAGGACAGAAAUACAAGUAUAUUGUUUGAUAUUUAGAAAAUUAUUUCCUGAUGUUACAUGACAAGUCAUAAACGCAUAUAAUAGGAACAAACCUUUUAUCUCUCAGAGCUUGUGGUUCCCAUUCUAACCUUUAAACUCUAAAAGCUAAAUUUCUGUUUAGACUAUGUAUCAUUGAUUCAGAUGUUGGUUUUGUGACAUACAUGACAUUUCCUAAUUUACAUACCCACUUGGGAACAAUGAAUCUUCUGUCCAUCGAACUGGGUAUGUCUUUGGUUUCUCUCUGGCAUUGCCAUUGAAAACAAUGUCCAGUGUCCAUUUAUUGUCUGGUCAGUUACUGUAGUUAUAAAAGAACAGGAGCAGCUUGAGAGUAAAGUGAAGUGUUUUUUUGGGAUGCCGAUGCUCCUAUUUCCACAGAGAGGAAGUUAACCUUUCCUAUUCCUGUUGCGUUACUUGGAUUACUGAAUGAUUGCCCCUGUCUUUGAACAGACAGGUGGUAGUGCUCUUUAGUUUUUAAGACUGAGGGGACAGGCCCUUACAAAUGAGGUAGCCUUGUAUCAGCCACCUUUUCUCAAAGCAUGGUGGAAAGGUAUAUGGUGUGACUUGCUGCAUGACAUGGUGCCUGAACCUCGUCAAACACGUUUUGUUGGAGGAGGAUGUGCCCGUCAUCCA
This is a messenger RNA of Prinia subflava (tawny-flanked prinia), 5654 nucleotides long. RefSeq names its product nicotinamide riboside kinase 1 (gene NMRK1). The record is from RefSeq and is a predicted model, not a curated record. Gene Ontology annotation, molecular function: ribosylnicotinamide kinase activity. Gene Ontology annotation, cellular component: cytoplasm. The coding region runs from base 420 to 1085 and encodes 221 amino acids. Lineage: Eukaryota; Metazoa; Chordata; Aves; Passeriformes; Cisticolidae. The transcript has 9 exons.